Molecule: messenger RNA, 1432 nt
Organism: Arabidopsis lyrata subsp. lyrata
Lineage: Eukaryota; Viridiplantae; Streptophyta; Magnoliopsida; Brassicales; Brassicaceae
Exons: 2
Coding region: 180-1400 (406 amino acids)
Cellular component (GO): membrane
Molecular function (GO): glycosyltransferase activity
Source: RefSeq, a predicted model, not a curated record
AGAGCUUCUUUGACGUUGUCCAAUACACUCCAAAUACCUUGUUUUGUCUUUUUCUUUCUUUUACAACUUGUAAUAAUAACACAUUUAUAACUACUGGGUUGCAAAAUACUUAACGAUCACAACAACACUUCUCUCUCUCUAGCUCUCUCUUUCUCUCCCUCUCCCUCUCUAUCUCUACGAUGGGCAUUAUAGAUCAUAAGAGCAAGAAAGAAGAAGAACAGUACCCAAUGAUCUCAAAGCCCUUGAGAUUUAUUCUCUUACAAAAGGGAAGUUAUGUCUUAAGCUCACUCUUCUUUGUAUUCGGUUUCUCGGUCGGUCUCUUCCUUUGUCUGCAACUAAAAGCCGUACACAUGUCUACGACGACGACACAACGACAACCCUUAUGGUCUACAUUACUAUUCAACCAUACCACAACGAUGGACAUCAAACAAGAGUUGCAACUAAAAACACUUCAACACAACAUGAGUGAUCAAGAACUCUUCACCAAGGUCUCGUCAUUAUCAUCACCAACAUCAUCAUCGUCAUCAUGGUUAGGGAGGAGACAUAAUAAUGAUGGGAAGAUGGUUGUGAAGGUGGCUUUCAUGUUCAUGACAGGUGGCAGACUCCCAUUGGCUGGCUUGUGGGAGAAGUUCUUUGAAGGACAUGAAGGGUUUUAUUCCAUAUAUGUCCAUACUAAUCCAUCCUUUCAAGAUUCUUUCCCAGAAACUUCCAUCUUCUACUCAAGAAGAAUCCCAAGCCAGCCGGUAUAUUGGGGAACAUCAUCAAUGGUAGACGCAGAGAAAAGACUCUUAGCCAACGCACUUCUAGACGAAUCGAACCAAAGAUUCGUCCUCCUGUCCGAUUCUUGCAUUCCACUCUACAAUUUCACAACAAUCUACGAUUACUUAACCGGCACCAAUCUCAGCUUCAUUGGCUCGUUCGACGACCCAAGAAAAUCCGGUAGAGGCCGUUACAAUCACAAAAUGUAUCCACAAAUCAACAUCACACAUUGGAGAAAAGGAUCACAAUGGUUUGAAACAACUAGAGAACUUGCUCUUCAUAUUAUCGCAGACACGGUUUACUACAGAGUAUUCGAUGAACAUUGUAAACCGCCUUGUUACAUGGACGAGCAUUAUAUCCCAACUCUUGUUCACAUGUUGCAUGGGGAGAUGAGCGCUAACCGGACCUUGACGUGGGUUGAUUGGUCCAAAGCCGGUCCACAUCCUGGCCGGUUUAUUUGGCCUGAUAUAACCGAUGAGUUUCUUAACCGAAUCCGGUUUAAGGAGGAGUGUGUCUAUUAUGGCCGUGGUGGAGAGAAUGUUACAACUUCCAAGUGUUUUUUAUUUGCGAGGAAAUUUACAGCCGAAACAUUAGAGCCUUUGUUAAGAAUUUCGCCAAUAGUUCUUGGAUUUGGUCCAUAGUUACAUUCUUUUUUCAAUUAGUAAAUAUUAUG